This is a messenger RNA of Culex pipiens pallens (northern house mosquito), 2770 nucleotides long. RefSeq lists its product as uncharacterized. NCBI's taxonomy places the organism in Eukaryota, Metazoa, Arthropoda, Insecta, Diptera, Culicidae. The coding region runs from base 875 to 1960 and encodes 361 amino acids. Gene Ontology annotation, cellular component: cytoplasm. Gene Ontology annotation, biological process: signal transduction. The record is from RefSeq and is a predicted model, not a curated record. The transcript has 8 exons.
UCAAAGUCGCCGGAUCGGUUUCCAGCUCUGUUCUCUCUUCGUUGAAUUAGUGCAUUUGCGUUGCAAAUCAGCAUCGACUUAGUACCUGGUACUUAGUGAGAGAGUGCAUCAGAGGGAGACAAAACAAGGUGCUUUUGCAGCAUCGGUCUUUGUUUUGAGGAUAAUUUGCGGGGUUUUUUUUCCCUCCAAAGUUUUCUCAGUGAAAAGUGUGCGAAAUUGCGUCGUGAUUUUCGUUUUUUUGGGAAAUUGGUGGAAAAUUUAGGAAAAAGUGAGGAAAUUAAAAUCGUUCAAACUAGAAAAGUGCACUACCAAAAUAGCACGAAACCGAAUUCGAUUUUGUUUGUUGAUUUUUUGCGCGCUAAAUUUGCCCCAUCAAUUCACCUAAAAGAACACGGGUGGGCCGUUCUCAAAUCGUGUUCGUGCUCAAAAAAGUAGUGCGUAUUUUCCGACUUUCCACGGUUAGUGCGUGCACGCACUAACGAGUUUUUGUUUUGUUUGCCCUGGGAAAACAAUAGCUCGCACUGGAAGGAAGAAAAGUUUGUGUUGAAGGGUAAAAUUGAUUGGAUUUUUCGGGCGCUUUUCAAUAUUUGUGUGAUUUUUUCCCAAGUGACGUGCUGUGUUUAAGGUCGGCUCGAAGGCCAAACGGAAAAUUAAUAAAUAAAUACAAAUUUCGUGUGAAAGUGGUGCUGGGCUGGGAAAUUAGAUUGUGUGUUAUUUAAUUUCUGCAACCGGAAGCCGGAGUGAGGUCGGAAGUUGGGAGUUGGGAAAUUUUAUUUGUUCAAAAACGAAGCCCAGGAAAAACACGACGACAACGACGACACCAUCGGGCUAAGGAAGAAGAAGCAGCAACGACAACACAAACAAGCAAACCAGCAUGGAUAAGUCGAAAGUGAAUGACACUGCAGCGCAGCCAAAGAGUGGUGUGCAUAGAUACGCAGUUAACACAGAAAAGAGUGGAGAAAUUAUAGUCACAGUUCAGGGUGACCUGACACAGCAAGAAAAACGAGCCGUCUUCCUCACCGUGCACGAUCUGGGAUGCAAUCAUGCCUCCUUCGAGGAGUUCGUCAACAGUGCGUGCAUGAUCGAGAUCAAGGAACGAUCCUGCUUCAUCCACAUCGACGUUCCUGGCCACGCUGACAAUGCCCCAAAUCUCGCAGAAAAUUUCCAGUUCCCGUCGCUGCAGCUGCUCGGCGAGGAGCUCGUCACGGUUCUGGACUUCCUGCACGUCAAGUACGUCAUCGGGCUGGGCGAGGGCGCGGGCGCCAACGUCCUGGCCCGCUUCGGGCUGGCCCACCCGUCGCGCCUCCUCGGCCUCAUCCUGAUCAACGUGACCGGGUCGGCGGCGUCCGUCAUGGACGCGUUCAAGACCAAGUUCAUCAGCUGGAAGGGCAACGAGCUGGGCCAGUCGGCCGAGGACUUUCUGCUGUACCACAAGUUUGGCUACCAACUGGUCGGUGACAAUCCGGACAAGGAGAAGAUCGUGGCCGAGUUCCAGAGCCGUCUGCACAGCUCGCUGAACAAUAAAAAUCUGAAGCAAUACGUUAAAGCAUUUAUGAAUCGCAAGGAGCUCCCGCUGAAGAACUGCAAGGUCGACCUGCUGAUGAUUACCGGCGUGAUGAGCCCGUACGCUGGCGUUGUCGAGAAGCUGUACAAGGAUCUGAACAAGGAGAAGGUCACCCUGCUGAAGGUGGAACGGGCCGGGGAUGUGCUGGCCGAUGCUCCCGCCAAGGUGGCCCAGUCGAUCCUGCUGUUCUGUAAGGGCCAAGGCCUGCUCACGUCGGUGGCCAUGCCCGGGGUGGACCGGAACCGCGCCUUCUCGACCAGCUCGGGUGGCUCGACGGACGGUACGCCCGGAUCGCGCCGGCUGUCCCGUGGCAUGUCCAUGGAGGACUAUGACAAACCGAACAUCAGACGGCUCAGCGUCACCAUCAACGAGCAGCUGCCACCGAUUAAGAAGUAAAUUUGUGUGAUGGUGGGGGAAGGAGGGAGGAAGUUUUAAGUAAUGUUCAAUAUAAUUGUCGUUUUUGCUAAGGGAAGAUAGAAGAGGAAGAAAAAGCAACAAAUAUUUUAUCGUAAUGGAAACGAAGGAAAACAGCCACAAAUCACUCCGAUAUCAACUUUUAUAAGGAUGACCGAAUUUUCUAUCAAGUGCAUAAUACAAACUAAUAAAAUACAACACACACGUAGAAGCAGUUCACUAUACAUUAAAAAACAUCAAAGGAACAAUUACAUAAACAAACUAUUCUAAAGUUAGACAAAAGCAAGUAUAUACAAAACUCAUGAUAAAGUAACAGUAAAAUGAAGUAACCUAAACACACAAUUUUGUAAUGGCUAAAUCUCGUAAACCAAAAAAAAAUCAUUUCCUGAAAGAUCCAAAAACAAACGAUGCCCAAAAAACUCUCCCAAGUGAAACAUAUUGAAAGCAAAAAAAACCUGAAACUGAUCCCACGAAGCCCAAAAACUAAACGAAAAAAAGAAUAAAAAGAGAAUAUUUAUUUGAUAAGUAUAUUUUUAAUUUCCAGAGCCUAUAUACAUCUUCUUAUACCGAAACUAUUUGAUGAAAAAAGAAUUUAAAAAAUAACAAAAAACAAAACGUAUUCAAAUAUACCGUUUAGCAGCUAGAGCGUAUAAAUCGUAGCACCGUAGAACUGUAAGUAAUGCUAUACACAACACUAGUAACGUACUACAAGUAAAACCAAAACAUAAGCAAAUUUAGCAAACAGCAAAAAAAAAAAAAUUAUACAAGCAUUUGUGGUUUAAAAACAAACAA